UCAAUUUAAAAAUACUUUCCAAAUUUCCGUUACUUUCACAGUUCCUAAAAAAAUGAUGUGAUGCUUCUUCACUAUGUCUAGAAAUCUUGCUCUUCCCAAACCAUUAUCGAUCUUUUCCCGAAUCACUUCAUCCACAAAGAUUCAAACUUUAACUCUCCAACCAUUAAAAGAUGACGACUUGAACAUCCAUAACAAUAUCUUUAACACCACCUUCAAUCACGAACAUUUCUACACAUCACUUCUCGACAGAUCAACUUGCAGGAGACACCUAAAUCAAAUUCAUUCCCAGAUAACCCUUACUGGGUUUCAAUUCAAUGGGUUUAUUAUCACAAAAUUCAUCCACGUGGCAUCGAAUUUAGGCGAGAUUUUGUAUGCACGCCAGGUGUUCGAUGAAUUUCCUGAACCAUAUGUGUUUUUGUGGAACGCUAUUAUUCGUGGAUACUCGAAACAAAACAAGUUUAGUGAAGGUAUUGCGAUGUAUAACCGAAUGCAAAACACGGGUGUCGGGCCAGAUUGCUUCACACUGCCUCAUGUUCUUAAGGCGUGUGGAGGAGCUGCUGCGUUUGAGGUUGGUCGGGCGGUUCAUGGGCAGAUAUUUAGGCGUGGGUUUGAAGGGGAUGGGUUUGUGCAGAAUGGGCUUGUUGCGGCUUAUGCGAAAUGUGGGAGAAUUGAUAACGCGAGAAGUGUGUUUGACGGGUUGGGUGAUCGGACUGUUGUGUCGUGGACUAGUAUUAUUUCGGCGUAUGCUCAGAAUGGAGAGCCGAUUGAAGCGUUAAGAAUUUUUAAAAAGAUGAGGAGUUGUGGUUUGCAACCGGAUUGGAUUACAUUGGUUAGUGUUAUUAGCGCGUAUGCUGACGUAGAGGAUGUUGGACAAGGCAAAUCUUCACAUUCUUGUGUGAUCAAGAUGGGACUCGAGUCUGAACCUGACUUGCGUAUUGCACUCAUUACAUUGUACGCAAAAUGUGGGAAUGUAAUGAUUGCAAAGUCUUUGUUUGAUGAAACGGAGACUUGUAACGUGAUCAUGUGGAACACCAUGAUAUCCGGUUUUGCGAAAAACGGUUGCUGUAACGAAGCUAUUAUACUUUUCGAACAAAUGUUGUUGAGAAACUUAAAACCAGAUUCCGUUACAGUCUGCUCUACGAUCUUGGCUUGUGCCCAACUGGGAUCACUCGAAGAAGCAAGAAAAAUGGGUGAUUACAUCGACAAAAGCGAGUAUAAACACGACGUUUUCGUCAACAGUGCACUUAUCGACAUGUAUGCAAAAUGCGGAAGUGUAGAGUUAGCCCGCAAAGUUUUCGAUCAAACGAAAACCAAAGACAUUGUUGUUUGGAGUUCGAUGAUUGUCGGAUACGGCUUACAUGGUAAAGCGCGUGAAGCGAUCAACCUUUUCGACUCGAUGAAGCAAGCUGGGGUGGGACCGAAUGAUGUCACCUUUAUCGGGCUUCUUACGGCAUGCAAUCACGCUGGACUUGUAGAAGACGGUUGGAGAAUAUUCAACAGUAUGAAAGACUAUAACAUCGAACCGCGCCAUCAACAUUACGCUUGUGUGGUCGAUCUUCUCGGUCGCGCAGGGUGUCUGGACCGCGCUUAUGAUUUUAUCAAAAAGAUGCCGAUCGACCCCGGCGUGUCGGUAUGGGGAGCCCUUUUGAGCGCGAGUAGGAUAUAUCGCCACGUGGCACUAGGAGAAUAUUCAGCGCAACACCUUUUCUUGUUAGACCCGUACAACACCGGGCAUUACGUACAGCUGUCGAAUCUUUACGCUUCGGUUCGCAUGUGGAGUGGGGUAGCGCGGGUUCGCGUGUUAAUGAAGGAAAAAGGAUUAGCGAAAGAUAUGGGGUGUAGUAUGAUAGAAAUUAACGGGAAGCUUCAUGUUUUCCGUAUGGGUGACAUGUCGCAUCCAAGAUCUGAUGAAAUAUUUAAGGAACAUAAGAGGUUAGAUACGAGGUUGAAAGAGGCGGGGCUUGUAGCGGAUACGGAAUCGGCUUUGCAUGAUUUGAGUUACGAAGAUAAGGAAGAGAGUAUUUGUAAUCAUAGUGAAAGAUUGGCGAUUGUUUAUGGGCUUAUGAGUACUCCUGCUGGAAGUAUACUUAGGGUAACUAAGAAUUUACGUGCCUGUGUGAAUUGUCAUGCUGCGAUAAAACUUAUAUCGAGAAUUGAAAACCGGGAGAUAGUUGUUAGAGAUGCUAAUCGGUUUCAUCAUUUUAAGAAUGGAGAGUGUUCUUGUGGAGAUUAUUGGUGAGAGGAAUAUGGUUGACUACAUCAUGGUUGACUACACCAUGGUCAAGUUGCGUGCUACAGUCUCCUGUAAACACACCGCUAGAGAAGAACUGGAAGUUGGACCCACUAGCACCAGAGAUGGGCUGAGUAACCACAGCUUUUUACAUUGCACUUUCACUAUUAGCAAGCAGGAACAUCUUCUGUUGUGGCAUCAACUCUUUUGCGGGUAGUUGCUCUCUAUAGUGAGCCCUUUAUUAUUUGCAAUGAAAUCAAAGUCAUUGUAUAAAGCCACCCUCACAUCCCUGAUCUACUAGCGGCAUUGUUCACGCACCCUUGUUCAGAUAGGCGCUAAUUAACCUGUCUUUAGUUGUUAUUCUUUCCAUAGAUCAACAUCCUACAUGCCAUCACAAAAUACUGAGAUGUCAUAUCAUAUGGAAUGUGGUUUGUUGAGAAGCUUAUCUUA
Helianthus annuus (common sunflower) is the source of this 2680-nucleotide messenger RNA. Its product is annotated as pentatricopeptide repeat-containing protein At3g12770. NCBI's taxonomy places the organism in Eukaryota, Viridiplantae, Streptophyta, Magnoliopsida, Asterales, Asteraceae. Gene Ontology annotation, molecular function: zinc ion binding; protein binding; RNA binding. The coding region runs from base 74 to 2239 and encodes 721 amino acids. The transcript has a single exon. Gene Ontology annotation, biological process: RNA modification. The record is from RefSeq and is a predicted model, not a curated record.